UGUCGGAACUGCUGCGCCUGCUGCCGGUCCUGUGUCCUCGAUUCCACGCCAUCUCCGCCCUCUAAUCACCAUGCCGGCCCCUACAGUUGCAGCCGCAACCUCCAAGAAGAGGAAAAAUGUCAAAUCGAGCGGCGUUCCCUCGUCCAAGCGUCGUGCAGUCGCCGAGAGCGACGGCGCGGUUGCCAUGGCCGAUAUCCAGCAGCUGGAGGACCAGAUUUCCGAGUCGCGCAAACACUACAAUAAUAUCGCAACCCUGAUCUCGAUGCUCAAUGCCGACGGCUCGACGAAACCCAAUAUGGCCGUCGCGGUCGCCCUUUGCCGGGUUUUCAGCCGAUUGAUCGCGGGAGGUAACAUGACGGAGACGAGCCGGGCCGCAGAAAAUGAGAAAAUCAUUGUAGCUUGGUUGAAGGAACGUUGUCGGGAGUACCAGAAGCUCUUGCUCUCCAUCAUUCGCCAGUGUGACUCCUCCUCUCAGAUCAGUGCCUUGACCUUGUGCCUAUGCCUUAUCAACGAACGUGCUACACACAUUUCCGGCGACGAUGUUCAGGACUGGUCAUCGGGUUUGUUCAAGGGUGUCUUCGAGGCUGUUGUUGAGGCUAGGGAUGGACAAUCGGUCCUGUCCGACUUUAUCGAAAAGGCGAAAGAAUUCGAGGAUGUGCGAUACUACACUUUCAUGCAGCUCGCUGACUACGCGGACACCGAGCGGAGUACUGAAAUUAUAGACGCCCUGAUUUCCAUACUAUCGGCCUUCGACUCAGUACCAGGCCCCGAGCACGAAUUCGAAAGCUUCUAUACCCAGUCCAGCAAGAAGAACAAGAAGGUGCUCUCCGUCAACUCACAUAAGAAGCGGGCUCAAGACGCAUGGCUGGCCAUUCUGCGGAACAAUCUUUCCCAAUCGCAACGGAAGACCCUCCUCCGCAUCAUGGUUCACAACAUCGAGCCGUGGUUCAACCGACCAGAACUGCUUAUGGACUUCCUGACGGAUUCCUACAACGAGAAGAACCUGGACUACCCUCAAUUCUACCAAAGGCUCUACUCGCUCCUCGACGCCGACCUGCUCCACUCUAAGCACCGCUCCCGCUUCUUCCGUUUGAUGAACACCUUCCUCGCCUCGACUCACUUGCCCGCCGCCCUGAUUGCAAGCUUCAUGAAACGUCUUUCCCGCCUCUCCCUCAACGCGCCCCCUGCAGCAAUCGUGGCGAUCGUUCCCUUCAUGUACAACCUCCUGAAAGAACACCCCACCUGUGCUUUCAUGAUGCACCGCACCAUCCGCGACGAAGAUACCAAAGCCCAGCUGGAAGCAGAGGGCAUGGACGAUCCCUUUGACGCCACGGAGCCCGAUCCCACCCGCACAAAAGCCAUUGAGAGCAGUUUAUGGGAAAUCGAGACUCUUCAGUCACACUAUCAUCCCAACGUGGCUGCUAUUGCGCGCAUUAUAUCCGAGCAGUUCACCAAGCAGUUCUACAACCUGGAGGACUUCCUGGACUACACAUACCAGGGUAUGUUGCAAGCGGAGCUGGGCACAGAGGACAAGCCGUUCAAGAGGACACCGGUUGUGGAAUACCAAAUCCCCCGGCGGAUAUUUACGGAUCGUUUGUUGGAAGAGGAUGGUGGCCAGGACUCGGGUCCUGGAAGUCUCAUCAGAGGACUAUGGGAUUUUGCAUCAUGAUGAGAGAGUAUAUAUUCUACGGCUGUGCUUUUAGACUUGUUACUUCUUAGCGUACUUAAUUAGAUUUGGCGGGAUACGGAUGGUUAUCAGGGUGGUUAAAAGUUGUCUGCCUUCUCGAAAGAAAGAAUCAUAGUAUUUGCGGUCUAAUCUAUCGAAACAAUAAUAUCGUGGGUCACCCUGAACUUGGUGAGAGGCCGCUGUUGG
Aspergillus sclerotioniger CBS 115572 is the source of this 1873-nucleotide messenger RNA. RefSeq names its product ribosome biosynthesis protein NOC4 (gene noc4). Gene Ontology annotation, cellular component: nucleolus; Noc4p-Nop14p complex; small-subunit processome. The record is from RefSeq and is a predicted model, not a curated record. Gene Ontology annotation, biological process: ribosome biogenesis. NCBI's taxonomy places the organism in Eukaryota, Fungi, Ascomycota, Eurotiomycetes, Eurotiales, Aspergillaceae. Bases 71 to 1669 code for a protein of 532 amino acids. The transcript has 4 exons.